AUGAGAACAGGCGUUCCCGGCGCCAAGCACAAGUACAGCCUCAUCCUCUUUACCUUUCUAAAUCUCACCGUGCUGGUCCGCAUCUACUGGGCAGGCGAGAUACCGAGCUGUUCCCUCGGACGUUUAUUGAGCUUGCAAGAUUCCGAAAUAUCAAAGGCAGAAGGCGACAUUGACCUGCAACUACAGAAGCCCAAGGCAUCCGGCACCGCUGCUCCGACACUACCGCCUGAGUACUCGACAUUGACCGAGAGCCAACAGAAAUGCGACCUAUUUUUCACAACGUCUUAUCUUGAACACAUCGCCACACACCAACAGCCGUACUGCGACGCGCAAUCUCCAAGUGCUUUUCAAUGCUUCACAGCACCGCGGCUCGUGGUGCCCCCCACCGCAUCGUGGGGGCAGACCGACCCUCUCUGUAUAGCCCAAGGGGUGUCCUUUGAAACAGCGCAAGCUGGGGAGGCUCAAGACACUCAAGCGCAAGAGUUCAAUAUACAAUGCAAGUUGAGGGACAUAGUCGGGGAGAGAGCCAGUUCCGCAGAGGCUGCCAAGGAUCUCGAAGGCUUCCGCGACCAUCCUACAGACUGGGGUUCGUAUUGGGGAGACACAGGCGUCGGCGCGUCACUGAGUACAUGGCGAUUCUCGGAUGAUCGCAACACUACCGGCUGCACUAAAGAGAACAGCAACAACGAGUGGAUAAUGCUCAUGAGGCGGGAUAGCACUAAUACGCACAAUCUCUGGCAUAAGCUAAUGGAGAUCCUGCAAGCGCGUCACAGCUUCGAUGCACUGCGCAGUUCUAUCAACCCUGCUACUGGGACGCCAUGGCUGUCCAAAGAAGACGCCGCAAAUGUCCAACUUGUCUUCGAUGAUGAUCGAGAGGAGUUGCUUGAGCCUCUCUGGGAGAUCGUUACUGGCAAAAAACCCAUCCGCAAGAGCUCACUACGGACCACUUGCUAUGGCAACGUGAUCCUGCCGCUCCCAGGUUGUGGAAGCCCCUUCUGGUCGAGCAUGCUAGAUACCGGCUACCAAGAGCAAUGCCAAUCCCAGACGUUACUGACGACAUUUGCGAAUCGGGUGCUCGAAUUCUAUGGUAUUACACGACGGCCGGUGACAGAGAUCCAUGCGCACCCAAGAAUCACAAUCAUUCAGCGAAAGAAUAACAGGAAAUUUAUGUCUCUGGAUCGAUUAAUACCGAUUCUCGAAGAGCGCUACCCACAUUCCCCCAUCCACGUGGUUGACUUCGCCGACAUGUCCAUCGAACAGCAACUCCAACUGGUUCAAAUCACGGACAUCCUCAUAGGCCAUCACGGUGCGGCAUUAACGCAUAUCAUGUUCAUGUCGCCUGAAUCCACGGUCGUCGAGAUACUGCCGCGGUAUUUCGACCAGCAUGGAUUCCGCGCCACGGCCGCUUUGCGCGGUCUCCAGUACAUCGCGGGAAGGGCCAUGUAUGAAGAGGAAUAUGAAAAUGCGGUGCACGGGAAGCCGCUCCCACAAGACUGGCCGCCUCCCCCUCCGCAGGGUUUCAAUUAUUUGCUGGAGAAGGAGUGGGUUUAUCUGAAGGAUGAGGAUUUCUUAGGCCUGGUCGACGCUGCGGUCAGGAGUCAGUUGAACCGACUUGGUACUGGCGAUGAGCAGGCUAUUCAUCAUGAUAUGCCGGGAGACAUAUAUAGCAGACAGAGUAGAACUGGCCGGAUCCAGGAGAGAGUUUAUAAACGUUUUUGA
Molecule: messenger RNA, 1719 nt
Organism: Diaporthe amygdali
Lineage: Eukaryota; Fungi; Ascomycota; Sordariomycetes; Diaporthales; Diaporthaceae
Exons: 2
Coding region: 1-1719 (572 amino acids)
Cellular component (GO): endoplasmic reticulum lumen
Molecular function (GO): protein N-acetylglucosaminyltransferase activity
Source: RefSeq, a predicted model, not a curated record